CCCAAUCCCUCUUCUCUGUCGCCAAAACUAUGGGAAAACCCAUUCAAAUGGAUGAGACCACAGCGAGGGGUGGAUACUUCAAUAUUGCUAGAGUGCUGGUGGAGAUGGACGCGUCCAAGGCCAGGCAAUCCUCUAUUCUGGUACGUACUCCAGCCUGGGAGCGUGAAAUUAAAAUCAUUUAUGAUCUUCCUCCUUUUUGCUUGGCUUGUGGUCGCUGGGGUCACUGCUGCAAAACUGAUUCCCAGCCCGUCGGAAAAGUCCUCACCGGCGGGAGAACGGAGGGGAGGCAGCAAGCUGCUAAGGAAGUCAGCCAGCUGCAGGAUUAUAAGCUUAAGUUGAGAAUGACCAAUGCAUCCUCCCACCUUAAUAACCAAUUGUGGAUCUUCUGGAAGGAACCAAGCCUAACAUUGAUCCAAACAAUUGAAUGCACCCAAAUCAUUCAUUGCCAAAUCAACUCAGCUGCACUUCAUAGCCCGUUGUGGAUCUCUUCUGUGUAUGGCAGGCACACCAGGGCUGAAAGAGCUAAUUUAUGGAAUGCAAUUUCCUCUUGGAACGUAGGCAUGGACCCCUGGAUACUUGGUGGAGAUUUUAACUGCAUCCACAGUCUUGACCAACACAAAGGGAACUGCAAUCCUUGCUAUAAUUCAGUGGAGGAUUUUAGAGAAUGCAUGGAAGCUUCUAAUCUCCUCUAUAUUCACCCUUCCGGAGGACAUUUCUCUUGGAGUGGGAAACGUAGCCAAGGAAAGUUAUGGCGCAGACUUGACCACAUCUUUGGCAAUCAACAUUUGAUGGAUAGGGCUAACCGUGUACACCUUUCUAUGCUUAGCAAGGGAGCAUCAGAUCACAUGCCUUUCCUCCUGGAACUUUCUAUAGACACUUACUCUGGUCCCAAACCAUUCCGUUUCCUGGAUUUGUGGGAGGCAGAAUCUCGAGCUAGCAGGGCCCAAGACCAUUUCGAGGCAAACCCAAACCCUGAAUCCUUGGUUGAAUUCAAUAAGUCCAAUGUUGAACUUCUCUUGCUCUCCAAAAGAGAAACUGAUUUUUGGAGGCAGAAGUCUUGCAUCAGGUGGUUAAAAGAGGGGGAUGCUAGUACAAAAUUCUUCCAUAAUGUGGUCAAAAAUAGGCGCCAGAAGCUUAGGAUCUCUUCUAUUAAGGAUGACCAUGGUAGGACUAUUGAGGAGGCCAGCAACAUUGCGUUACAUGCAAUAGAUUACUACACCAAUAUCUACUCAGAUGAACCAGUCAGUAUUGACCCGCAGCUGCUUUCAUACAUUCCCAAUAUCAUUAAUGGAGAGGAUAACUUAAUGCUUUGUGCGGUUCCACAAGAGGAGGAAAUAAGGGGGGCCAUUUGGGACCUCAACUCUCAUAGUGCACCAGGCCCGGAUGGAUACAAUGGGACCUUCUUCAAAACCUACUGGCACAUCAUCCAUGAUGAAGUGACUAGAGCAACCCAAGAAUUUUUCUUGGGAUUUUCUGAGAUGCUUGUUGCGAAAAUACUGGAAGAUAAAUGGAAAAUACUUGAAGGCUUGCCUAUACAUCUGUUUGAUUCUCUAGCUUUAUAUUCAAUUGGGAAUUUGCUUGGCAAACCUCUGAAAACUGAUUCAGCAACAGCAACUCUUUCGAGGCCCUCUGUUGCCCGAAUCUGUGUGGAGAUAGAUACCAGCAAGGAUCUGCCUCGCUGUGUUUGGAUUCACCUGGGAGAACUCACUUUCCUUCAACCAAUAACCUAUGAAGAUCUUCCUGACUACUGCCCCUCGUUCAAAUCUUUAGGCCACAAAAACUGUAAGAAAAAGAAUGAGAACUCUAGAUGGGUUAAAACAGAAGGAAGGUCUAGAACUGGCAGUCAACAAGCUGUAGUGUUUCCUAAGCCUGGAGUGACCCCAAUAACAAACGAGGUUGUUUUGCAAACAAACCAGGGUGAAUCACGUGAUGAGUAUGCAACCGGGUCUGCUUCUGCUGCUGAAGCAGCAGACUCAUAUGGCGCUGCUCCUCCUAGAGUUGAAGACAUGGCCCUAGCUAAUGUGAGGGACUCUAUAGCUCAUGAGCCCCCUCUAAUUUCUACUGCUCUUGAAAUACCCCCAGCAACUAGCCUAAGGUCUAAUUCAGACCCUAUUGUUUGUGAAGACACAGAUUAUGUUAAGAAAGAUUCUGAAGCAACUCUUUCUAAGAGUUGUACAUCAGCUUGUCAUAAUGUUAACAUAGAUUCUGAUUCUUGUGAAGUAAUUCCUACUGCCAAUGGUCCUGAAACUUGUGGUAAUAGUGAGGUUAUAUUGGUUACUCAUACCAACGUCCAAGACGAUACCCUUAUACUGGAACCCAAUUCUCCUUUACUUUAUAACGAUGAACUCAGUCGCGGAGCACACAAUCUGUCUUCCAAGGCAGCAUUGGAAGGCACACAGACUGUUGACACUGAAAAUAAGGAAGAGUACAUUCCUGACCCUUCUCAAAUCAACUUAAAUGAAUUUCCAGUCCUCACAAAAGAAUUGUUGGAAGCUACUAGUGGUGCACACACUCUUUCUCAUGAGAAAGAGAUGGAAGGCACACUAAGUCUUUCAUCUGCAGGAAAUGAUGAGAUUCCUUCUGAUCCUAUGGAAAACAAAAACUCCCCUCCGUUGACUAACGAUGCAGCCGUCGCAGAUGAUGGGGCCGUAGUGGCUCUGGGAGACCAGUUGCAGGCGCUGCGUGUGGAUCUCGAUGCCAAUACCCAACGCCUCAUCAAUUCCAUCUACCAACUGCAGCAAGACUUGGAGACACGCAUUGAGUUGCAAUUUCAACGUUUACAGACGAUGCUGGAUGCUCAUCAAACCGGCGCUGGUCCCGGGUUUCACCGUCCAGGUCCCCAUCCUAUGGUGGAUCAUGGGUUUGGUGGGCCUGACCGUGCCCCGCCCAAACCUCGGUUGGAGGCGCCAAUUUGCGAUGGCACCGAGCCCCUGCGCUCGUUGUACAAGGUGGGCGAGUACUUUGCUUUCUACAACACACCGCCGGAGGAGCGCUUGCGUUGUGUGGCCUUAAUGUUAGAAGGGCCUGCCGCCGAUUGGUUUCGAUGGAGAAUGAACGGCAAUCUCAUCGCCGAUUAUGCUGAUUUCGAGGAAAAAUUUCAUCUCCGUUUUGAUCCCAUGCAUUAUGUCGACUAUUUCGGACAAUUGGCCAACCUUCGGCAGACCGGGUCCGUAAUGGAAUAUCAAACAGCGUUCGAGCAUAUUUUGCAGCAUGUUCCGGGCACGUCUGAGGCUAAUCUCAUGUCCCUCUUCCAUGCGGGUCUCAAGCCGCACCUUCGUCACGAGAUUGCUCUCUUAAAACCAGCCACGUUAUCCGCUUCUUUCGCAUUGGCUCGUGAGCUCGAGGCCAAGCAUGAUACCUUGUUGCAGUCUGUGACCAGGCGCCCUUAUUCUUGGCCGUCGACGCCCCCAUCUCGGCCCACGCUACCCGCAGAUUCCUUCCAAAUCUUGCGUCAUAAUCUGUUAUUACAUGAUGGGUCCAUAAAGACGAGGCCAUGGAUCUGUAUGAAGUUCGACAGUCAAGAUGUAAAAAGCAUAGAUGAUGUUUGAUGAAUUGGCCGACUGAUUCUCUUGCUAAUUUAGGUACGACUAAUCAUAGAUUUACUCCUCAUGAAUUCACAUUUUUGAAUUAUUUAAUUUUAUUCCUUUUGCUUUGGUGUGUCAUUGGAGGAAGAAAUCUUCUUGUUCGAC
Messenger RNA from Cuscuta campestris, 3689 nucleotides. The record is from the annotation of a GenBank genome assembly. NCBI's taxonomy places the organism in Eukaryota, Viridiplantae, Streptophyta, Magnoliopsida, Solanales, Convolvulaceae.